Messenger RNA from Ictalurus furcatus (blue catfish), 1329 nucleotides. RefSeq names its product 5-hydroxytryptamine receptor 3C-like. The record is from RefSeq and is a predicted model, not a curated record. The transcript has 5 exons. NCBI's taxonomy places the organism in Eukaryota, Metazoa, Chordata, Actinopteri, Siluriformes, Ictaluridae. The coding region runs from base 913 to 1329 and encodes 138 amino acids. Gene Ontology annotation, biological process: monoatomic ion transport. Gene Ontology annotation, cellular component: membrane.
AGCAAAUAAAUAUAUACUGAAUCUAGGCAAAUAUUUCUCUUUAGUAGAAAUGUUUUUAAACAAAUAGAUGUUUAUUAAGCCUAUUUCUAGAAAUAAUCCUAUUCUUUUGACAGAUAAUCCCACCUCCAAGAAUUUAGUUCUAGAAAGAAGCAAAAUGCCAAUAGAAUAAAUUUUAUGCUUGAAAUGAGUAAAUAUGUCUAGAAACAGGCUUAAGUUUCUUUGUUAAUCUCAUCAUCUGCAUCAGAAAAUUUUGAAUUUAUUCAAGACAUUUUCAUAUGUGUGUGUGUAUAUAUAUAUAUAGGCUUGAGGUUAUUAGAGUCCUUAUAUGGAGUGUGUCUCCUUUCAAAAUAUAAUUGCUAAUCACUUCCUGAAGAUAACUAACUGCUUGUAAAGACAUUGUAAAGAGAACAAAACCAGGUUAUGUCCUAUUCCUAUAAUUCCAAUCUCUCUUUUCUGCUCAUAGCAUUUAUACGGCGGUGGAUCCUCUUUCUCGUGAUAUAUUAGUGGCAAGUGAUGGCACUGUGAGCUAUGGCAUACAGAUGUAUGUAACUGUGGCGUGUGAUAUGAAUCUCUUCGCCUAUCCCUUCAUCGAGGAUAUAUGCGAUGUGGCCAUCAAUGGAUGGAAUCAAAGCUCUUGUGGAGUGAAGCUCAAGUAUGGGAACAUAAUAACAGUUGGAGGUCAUCAAGGGGAAUGGCAAACUAAGCACGUGGAACUCUGCGGUGAACACACUAGCUACCUUCAAGUAACCAAACUGUUUUAUUCUAUUAACAGGUGGUCUAUGAGUUUGAAUAACUUAGUACAACUAGUGGCUUAAUCAAAUAAAUAAAUAAAGAAAACUAUUUGCGCAGGUCACUCUGUACCUCAACCCCUUUAAUGCAUUGGUGUCAUUGGUACUGCCCACUGCACUCAUCAUGGUGGUUGACCUGGUGAGCUUUGCUAUACCUCUGGAUGGUGAACGAAAUGCUUUCAAGAUCAAGUUGGUGUUCAGCUUCACCAUGUUCCUCCUUAUACUUUCCAAACAACUGCCUGAGGGUGGUCCCUGCAGCCCUCUGAUCUAUUAUCACUUUUGCUUCUGCCUGAUUGUGCUGGUUGUGAGUCUGCUGGUAUCCAUGAUGUUGUCUCAACUGGCUAGAACUGGUAGCAUAUGGCCUGGCAGGCCACGAAAGAGUGGAUCAGGCGGCUCCGUCGCUCAACAGGACGAUGCAGUUCAUCAAAAUGACACUGAAAUCAACAGCAUCAAAGCCAACUCUGUGGAUCUGAUAUCGGAUUAUACAUCUAUCCAGAAGAUUUCAAGCUUUGUGAAUAAUAUGGACAAGGAGUGUAUUUGA